UGCUGUGUAUCGUAAGCUAGAUACGCACGGGAAUUUUACAUAAUAUUCUAACUGAAAAAAAUCAUCUCUAUUCGUUCCGUUAACAAAGUGGCAAUAAAAAAAAUCCGUGAAGAAAGUGCGACAGUGUCUCGAUUUUUAGACAAAUGUUGAACUUGUAAAAAAAUGAAAUAAAAGCUCUUGUAACUUACAAAAGGACAACCACUAACAGACAAACAGACAGAGGCGGAUGAGCAAAACUUUCACGGCAGUUUUACCUUUGUUUUAAGUGGAAACAAAAUAUAGUGCGAUACAAAUGGCCGAACAAAACGAUAAGAAAACUUUAAAAAUGCAAGAUAUGUACAUAUCCCCUGGGAUUUCAAGAGAAAGGAGUUUUAUUAGAACUUCUAAUCAGCAGGUAAUGGAUAUGAAUGCCAACAAAAGACGCAGUCUAGCUUUCAGCCAGAGCCAAGCAAUGCAGCAUGCCCAACAGCAGCAACAGUUGCGUGGUAAGCCACCGAUGGAAAUCUAUCGUCCUCCAAAUGUUCGAUUGGAUGGACUUCCGAACCAGAACAACAAACUGAAUGUACAUGCACAGGAGUUCCAGAUGAAUAAUCUAAAUGAUAACCGUAUACCACUGCAGAAUUCCAGAUCAAUAAAUAUCUACAGCAAUUCUCUACAACAAUCAAAAGCAAACCUUGGAAUGCAACUAAACUUACACCAUCGGCCCCAUCAGAUGCAGCUGGGUAACAUCGGCAGUCCACACCGUGGACCAAUCAUGAUGUCGUCCCAUCCAAUGCAACACGUCGGAGUACAGCUUCAAUCCUCCCAUAUGCCACUUGUCAAUUCACCAUCCAGUGGUAAUAUAUUGCACCCUGGACCAAGAGUAAAGUUUGCCCCGGAGCCAAUCAUUCAUACAAAUCACGCAAACAACAGCUUCCAAUCCCAAAAUGUCAUCAUCGGCAACAACAGCAGCUCACAAUCAGCCAUGCUUCCGGGCAGCCCAAACAACAGCAACAUUAACAAUUCGAUGAACGUUACACCCUUACAGCGUUCCAAGUCGCUUUCGUCGGCCGAUACCCUAACACGAGGACUAGCUGGCCUAGGACUCGCUGUAGGUCCCGAAGCGAACGACAUAGGGCAGUUUCCACCGGAAGUACAGGCCAUCGUUCAAAAAGCAGCCGAAGAUCCCAAUCAGCUAAACGCCCGCUGUCUGAUGGAACUGGCAACACAUCUAAUGCAUCGGGCUGUAGACGGACGAAGAUUUGCUUUACCAAUCUCUCGAUUAUGCAUCACAAUAAUUUCUAAAGAAACAAAGGAGACAUUUUUGGAAGCCCUUUUGAACACAUGUCGCCAAUGGUAUCAAGAGCGUGACAAGGUUUUGGGCCCAAUAUUAAAUAUCAAAAACCCGGCACGGCCACGCUUUACGGCCUUUAUGGCUUUCCUGACGGAAAUGUUUUGUCAGCUGAAACGUCGUCAAUUGCAGCUUCGCACGGAAUGCGAUGGUGUUCCUCCACCGUUGGUGCUGCUAACCGUGUUGGGCAAGUGCUGUGAGGAUUGUGUCAAACCGCCAGUUCGAUCACUCUCAGAGAUCGAAUGCCUUUUCUUUGUUCUAACAUGCAUUGGACGAGAUCUGGAAAUGCAUUUACCCCAACAACUGGAAACGCUGCUGGCCGCAGUCCGCGAUGCUUUUCUUAAUUCUUCUGCCUCAGCUCCGGCGAUACGCCGUACGCUGCUGCAGUUAAUUGAAUUACAAGCAUCUCGAUGGCAACUACCAGGCAACACAGUAUUGUAUUAUUAUCCAUCGUCAAAGUAACCAUCCGGAUAACCAACGAGGCUUGAGUAACUAACAGCAAAAACCGUUACUCAGCUUUUGCUUACACUUGGGUAGUAUUCAAAAUACCGGAUGAUUUGAUGGUCUGCCAGUCUGGUUGGAUAAAGCACGCGAAAUUUCCUGUUUCCUUGAGAUUAUUAUACUAUCGUUAUUAUGCUAGCCACACAAAGAUGUUGGAGAACGGAGAACUAUAAUCGAACAAAUAACGAACGAAACACUCUGGAAGCGAAGUAUAUCUUGUUACAUAAACGACACGAUCAGACUACAUUCCAUCAAAACAAAAAAAGCAAACUAAUCUACUUAAAAUAGUAGCCAACAAUGCUGAUACGUCGUUCCUAAACGGCAUUAUAUUCUGAUUUUUACUAUUAGGUAUUGCUAAUAAUCUGCUUUUUUGAAUCUCUCAAAAUAGAUAUAAAAAUGAAACGAAAUUUCUCAAGAAUCUAAUACGAAACGAUUUGAAUCACUUACAAUCUUUACUAAACUUAGUUUUUGAUGGAAGUAAUCUAAAACACAAAGAAUCGAAAAAAAAUCAACUAGUCAUUUAAAAUAAUUCUACACCGUACAGUGUAAAGUGCGUUAUCACAUACAUACGUUUAACUUGAUAACUGAAAUCAACACCGACUGACUAACAUCCUCGUUUUGCAUCGCUUUCGUAGACUUUAUUACGCACAAAACACACGCACUCAAUCAAAACACGAUCGAAAAAAAGCGUGCCAUAAUCAUGCACUAGCGGCAUUCAAAGGUACAACCUAUCAAUCGGUCCGAAUAAAGAGCCUAGACUAUACAAUAUUAACUUAUUUAAUUUAUUUCAUAUGCAUGGUUAGGCUAAUCAACAGCGGUAAAAGCGGAACAUACUCAAGCCAGCAGGUAGAUUAUGAUGGUAACGAUAAUCGUGAUUAUGAUGAUCAUAAUAACAAGUACCAUGUGCUUUCAAUGGCGCAGGCAACUUGACAAUGCAUGUAAAGGUUUUUAUUUUAUGAUGAGACGUGUUACAUAAUUGCAUGGGAAGUAUGCACAGCGCAGCGUUAAGAUAGUAAAACUUAUACGCUUCAAAGAGGCAAUUCAAUUGUUAUUUACAAGCUACACACUAUGCUUUUGUUUCCGCUCUAAAGCUAUUACCUGAACAUCAUAUUGCCUAGCUAGUGCGAUUACAUAUG
Messenger RNA from Sabethes cyaneus, 2967 nucleotides. RefSeq lists its product as uncharacterized. Lineage: Eukaryota; Metazoa; Arthropoda; Insecta; Diptera; Culicidae. The transcript has 9 exons. Gene Ontology annotation, molecular function: translation activator activity; protein binding; RNA binding. The record is from RefSeq and is a predicted model, not a curated record. Gene Ontology annotation, biological process: regulation of translational initiation. Gene Ontology annotation, cellular component: cytosol. The coding region runs from base 293 to 1792 and encodes 499 amino acids.